AUGGAUUAAAAGGAUUAAGAAGAAUAAACUUUUAAAAAGUAAAGAGAAAUAUAAUAGUAUUAGUUUCGUAAAAAAUAAUCUGCUAGUUUUCUUUACCUAUAAUCCCAAAGUUCAUAAAAGUCUUAACUAUUCAAGAAUUUACAACAGUUAUUGGUGUGUAAGAAUUGAAUAAACUUAAUUAGAUUCUAGAAGUAGUACAAAUAAUAUUAGUAAAUGUUGUAUUUAGUGCUACAAAGUAAUAAUUGCCAAUGAUAUUUUUCACAAUAUUAAUCUGUUUAACCAUAUUAAUUAAUUGUAUGAUAAGAAUAGGAAACAAUUACUAAUACUUUUAAUAUGUAAGAAGAAUAUUAAUGAUAUAAGUUUACAAUAUUAACAAUAAUUAUAGUUUUGAUAGAAAUAGCUCCAAUAUAUUUUACAGUCUAAAGGUAAGAGUAUUUUUAAUAAAGAUUGUUAUUAAUUAAUAAACACAUUAUGUUAGAUGAUUGAAUCAUAUGGAUAACAUACUAUGUAAUCAGAAGAAGCUUGUUAAUCUCAGUAUAUAUUAUAUUAUAUAUGGUUCUUAAUUAUGGGAAUUUAUUUUAUUUUUAGAGUGAGCAAAGUUUUAAUAUUUUAAGUCUAUUGGUGUUUAUUUGGCAUAUGUUGCAUAUAAAUUUUUGAGAGCUAAGCAUAAUAUUGAAGAAACAAAGAAGAAAAGAAAACUAAGAUAUUUAGAAAUGUACAAAGAAAAAGAGUAAAAGAAAGGGGAAAUCUAAAAUUAGAAAUAUGGUGAUCGUAAAUUAUGAUUAUAAAUAUAUAUUUAUGAUUGCAUAAAUAAAAG
Paramecium sonneborni is the source of this 817-nucleotide messenger RNA. Lineage: Eukaryota; Ciliophora; Oligohymenophorea; Peniculida; Parameciidae. The record is from the annotation of a GenBank genome assembly.